AUUUGAUUAAAAUAACAUUACAAAUUCAACAUGUUUGACUUAGAUCCAAUAGAAACACCAUUUUAGUAUGAGUUUAUCAAAUCAAACUCACCGAUUGCCACAACUAUCUAUUAAGGAUGAAUAGAAAAUUCUGUAAGAUGAAAUGAAUAGCAAUUGUGAGGAGAAAUUAAAGUAUUUAGGUAAAUAGAAUAACUAUUAUUGUUGUUUGGGUUCUGAUUAGCAGUUUUGCUUAGUUUGGGUAUAUUAUUGUGAAGAAGCGAGAGGUUUAGGAGAGUCUUAAGAGAAAAAGAAGGAUUAUUUUUAUAGUUUUGAGAAGGAAAAAGGAUUAGUUUGGAGAGAGGAUAGCGAUUAAAAUUGA
Molecule: messenger RNA, 358 nt
Organism: Paramecium octaurelia
Lineage: Eukaryota; Ciliophora; Oligohymenophorea; Peniculida; Parameciidae
Source: the annotation of a GenBank genome assembly